Molecule: messenger RNA, 327 nt
Organism: Anoplophora glabripennis (Asian longhorned beetle)
Lineage: Eukaryota; Metazoa; Arthropoda; Insecta; Coleoptera; Cerambycidae
Product: tigger transposable element-derived protein 4-like
Exons: 1
Coding region: 1-327 (108 amino acids)
Cellular component (GO): nucleus
Molecular function (GO): DNA binding
Source: RefSeq, a predicted model, not a curated record
AUGAGUAAUGUUGGAAGACGUUUAGGCCUCAAUCCAUCUACUGUUGCUACCAUUUGGAAAAACAAAGAAGCAAUUCUACAGGCGGAACUGCAGGGAGUGUCUACUAAAAAAUUAAGGAAGCCAAAAUUCAAAGACUUAGAUCAAGCAAUGUUGCCGCGGUUUAACAAUCAGUGCCAGAAUAAUGUACCCAUCUCGGGGCCAAUUGUUAAAGCCAAGGCUGAGAAGUUUGCCGAACAACUAGGCAUUAUUGACCUUAAAGCAUCAGAAGGUUGGCUUGGAAAAUUUAAACACCGUCAUAAUAUUACCUAUGGUAAAAUGAACGGAUAG